Molecule: messenger RNA, 2403 nt
Organism: Poecile atricapillus (Black-capped chickadee)
Lineage: Eukaryota; Metazoa; Chordata; Aves; Passeriformes; Paridae
Gene: POLR3C
Product: RNA polymerase III subunit C
Exons: 15
Coding region: 155-1762 (535 amino acids)
Biological process (GO): DNA-templated transcription
Cellular component (GO): RNA polymerase III complex
Molecular function (GO): single-stranded DNA binding
Source: RefSeq, a predicted model, not a curated record
GCCCCCCCUGGUGUAAGGCAGUGCCUAAGCUCCCAAUGGGGAACGGGGUGGCGGCAGCGGAAGUGGCGGGACAGGAAGAGGACACCGGACGUGGCCGUCGUCAUGGCGGCGGCGACGGCCUAGGCCAGGCUUGGUGGAUUCCUGAGCCGCUGGGAUGACGCAGGCAGAGCUACGGCUCUGCUCCCUCCUGCUCCAGGAGCACUUCGGGGAGAUCGUGGAAAAAGUCGGGAACUCCCUGCUCCGGACGGGACCGCGGCCGCUGCGGCUCCUGGUGGGGGACACGGGGCUGCUCCCGGAUCAGGUGAAAAAGGCCCUUUGUGUCCUAAUCCAGCACAACCUGGUACGGUACGAGGUGCAGCCCCGGGGAUCCGUGGAAUAUGAGGCAAGGAGCGAGCGCAUCCUGCGGAUCCUGCGCUACCCCCGCUAUAUCUACACAGCCAAGACGCUUUAUGGGGACCCAGGGGAGCUGCUGGUGGAGGAACUUCUGCUCCACGGGCACCUUCCCAUGAGCUGCGCCGUUGCCAGGGUCGCUGAUCGCCUCACUGAAACCAUGGAAGAUGGGAAAACCAUGGAUUACACAGAAGUGUCCAGCACAUUUGUGCGCCUGGCAGAUACCCACUUCAUCCAGAGGUGCCCGAUAGUCCCAGAAAGCCCCCGGAGUGCCAAGGCACUGCCGCACUCUGCACCCGCCCUGGCUAUUGACGAGAAGGACAUGUACAUCGUGCCUCGGCUCAGCCUUGUUGGGAAAGGGAAGCGGAGACACUCGUGUGACGAGGAGGAGGAGGAGGGGGAGCACAAAACCAAAAGACAGAAGCAGGACGGAGGAAGCUCAGAGACUCCCCCAGAUGAUGGCAUUUACUGGCAAGUCAACCUGGAGCGCUUUCACCAGCACUUCCGUGACCAGGCUUUGGUCAGCGCCGUGGCCAGCCGCAUGGACCAGACCAGCAGCGAGGUGGUGCGGACGAUGCUGCGCAUGAGCGAGGUGACCACAGCCUCGGGUGCAUCCCACACACAGCCCCUCUCCUCCAAUGAGAUAUUCCGAUCUCUUCCAUCUGGGUACAACAUUGGGAAGCAGGUGUUGGACCAGUACCUGGCACUCCUGGCCGAUGACCCGCUGGAAUUUGUGGGGAAGUCGGGGGACAGCGGUGGGGGCACCUACACCGUCAACCUGCACAAGGCUCUGGUGUCCCUGGCCACAGCCACGCUGGAGUCCAUUGUGGAGGAGAGGUUUGGCUCCCGCUGCGCCAGGAUAUUCCGCCUGCUCCUGCGCAAGAAGCACCUGGAGCAGAAGCAGGUGGAGGAUUUUGCCAUGAUCCCAGCCAAGGAAGCCAAGGACAUGCUCUACAGGAUGCUCUCAGAGAACCUGGUGUCCUUGCAGGAGAUUCCCAAGACUCCGGACCACGCUCCAUCCCGCACCUUUUACCUGUACACGGUGAAUGUGAUGGCUGCUGCUCGGAUGCUGCUUCACAGAUGCUACAAGAGCGUGGCUAACCUGAUGGAACGAAGGCAGCAUGAGAUGCGGGAGAACAAGAGGCUCCUAGAGAAGUCCCAGCGUGUGGAGGCCAUCCUGGCCUCCAUGCAGGCCACGGGCGCUGAGGCGGCGCAGCUGCACGAGGUCGAGGAGAUGAUCACAGGUCCCGAGCGGCAGCAGCUUGAGACCCUAAAACACAACGUCAACAAGAUUGAUGCCAGUGAGAACCAGGUGGAUGAGACCAUCUUUGUGCUGGAGUCAUUCAUUGAGAGCACCACGAAGAGGCCAUGAGGGAACAGGACGGGAACAAGGACACGGACACAGACAAGGACAGGGGUACGGAUGGGGACGUGAAUGGGGACGGGGAUCAGAUGCCUCUGCCCACAGCGCUUGUGCUGCUGAGGAGAAUAAAGCAGCAGUUGCUAAUGCACCUGCAUGUCAACUGGACACAGUGACACAGGAUGCAGGGACAGACAGGCGUGGGGACGCAAGACACAGGGGACAUGGACGCACAAGACAGACACAUUAUAUGGACACACCGAGGAUGCAGGACACAUGGGGACACACACAGGACAUGGGAGACACACAGAACUGUUCUUGUGUCCCUCAAAACCGGUCUUGUCUCCCAUGACUGACAGACAGUGACACUGUCCCUGGCAUGACCUGUCUGUCCUGGCAGCUUUCAUCUGGGAGCAAUCUUUGAAUGUGUUGAGUUUUGGAGGUGGAAUCCAGAUUUUGGCCAAGUUUAAGGUUAGUUAUGUGCCAUCACAUUCAGGAUGGUGGCUCUGGAAGAAACUCAUGGUACCACACUCAAGAUUAUAUGCCAUAACUCACAUGACAUCAGCACAUACAAAUAUAACUUGUACAUACAGAUUAAACCAUUGAAGGCUUGAAAAAUGUAAUAAAAGAGUACCUAUAUGAAAGAAAUAAAA